ACUCACUCCCUUUUCAUCUCUGUGUGUACAAAAUAAAUAAUUCCCGAGAUCCAGAUAAACUGUAAAACCACCAUUUUGGUUUCUCCCAUGGCGUACUCGUUGAUCCCGGAGGAGGUCCUGGAGCACGUGUUCUCGUUCCUGAGCUCCGACAGGGAUCGAAACAGCGUUUCAUCGGUGUGCAAGUCGUGGUACGAGAUCGAGCGGUGGUGUCGGCGCCGUAUAUUCAUCGGAAACUGCUACUCGGUAUCGGCGGAAAUGGUGACCCGGCGGUUUCCGGAGGUGAGAGAGGUGGAGAUAAAGGGGAAGCCGCAUUUUGCGGAUUUCAACCUGGUGCCGGAAGGGUGGGGUGGGUAUGUGAAGCCUUGGAUUAGGGUAAUGUCGGGAGCUUAUCCAUUGCUGGAGGAGAUGAAGCUGAAGAGGAUGGUGGUAACGGAUGAGUGUCUCGACCUCAUUUCCAGAUCUUUUAACAAUUUCAAAGUUUUGGUGCUCACUUCUUGCGAGGGCUUUACUACUCAUGGUCUCGCUUCUAUUGCUGCUAAUUGCAGGAAUCUGAGAGAACUAGAUUUGAGGGAGAGCGAAGUGGAAGACCUAAGUGGACACUGGCUAAGCCAUUUCCCUGACAAUUGCACUUCACUGGUUUCCCUUAACAUAUCUUGCUUAGGCUCGGAAGUGAGUUUCUCAGCCUUGGAGCGCCUAGUUACACGUUGCCCUAAUCUGCGGACUCUCCGUCUGAACCGCGCUGUACCACUCGAUAAGCUCCCCAAUCUACUCCAGCGGGCCCCACAGUUGGUUGAAUUAGGUACCGGUGCCUGUUCAGCCGAAAUCCGAUCCGAUAUAUUCUCAAACUUAACAGAGGCAUUUUUGGCCUGUAAGAAACUCAGAGCCUUGUCCGGCUUUUGGGAUGUUGUUCCAGCUUACCUCCCUGCCAUGUAUCCCGUUUGCUCUGGUAUCACUUCACUGAACUUGAGUUACGCCAUAGUUCAAAGCCCUGAUCUUGGCAAGCUUGUCAGCCAGUGUAUAAAUUUGCAGCGUCUAUGGGUUCUUGAUUACAUCGAAGAUACCGGUCUGGAAGCACUUUCCCUAUCUUGCAAGGACCUGCAAGAACUUCGGGUAUUUCCUUCAGACCCUUUUGGAGCAGAGCCAAACGUGUCCUUAACAGAAAAGGGUCUCGUCUCUGUCUCGGAAGGUUGUCCUAAACUCCAGUCUGUUCUAUACUUCUGCCACCAGAUGUCAAAUGCUGCAUUGAUUACCAUUGCAAAGAAUCGUCCGAAUUUAAUCCGAUUCAGAUUAUGUAUAAUCGAGCCUCAUGCUCCAGAUUACUUGACACUAGGACCGCUCGAUACUGGCUUUGGAGCCAUUGUAGAGAACUGUAAAGAACUACGGCGACUUUCUCUCUCUGGCCUACUCACCGAUAGGGUUUUCGAAUAUAUCGGGACCCACGCCAAGAAAUUGGAGAUGCUUUCUAUAGCUUUCGCAGGGGACAGUGACUUGGGCUUACAUCACGUUUUGUCUGGGUGUGAGAGCUUGAGGAAGCUGGAGAUUAGGGACUGCCCGUUUGGGGACAAAGCUCUGUUGGCGAAUGCUGCAAAGCUGGAAACAAUGCGAUCCCUUUGGAUGUCAUCUUGCUCGGUCAGUUUUGGAGCUUGUAAAUUACUCGGGAAGAAGCUGCCCGGGCUUAACGUUGAGGUUAUAGACGAGAGAGGUCACCCUGGUUCGAGGCCUGAAAGCUGCCCUGUUGAGAAACUUUACAUUUAUCGAACAGUUGGUGGGCAGAGAGUUGACACGCCUGAUUUUGUUUGGACAAUGGAGAAAGAAGAAGAGGUUUUGUUGACUGAAUGAGAGAGUUCAUAUGCCAUCUAUUUUUUAAACUUGGCUGAGUGAGCUAUUCUUCUUUGUUAUUAUCAAGUGUAUUGGUUGGUGAUUUUGUUUUUACAUGUGCCGACUUAAUUACACGAUUGUUAAUUAGGCAGCUACCUGAUUUUAUUCACUAAAGAACCUUGCCAAUUGGUAAUAUGAUAUUUUGGGUCAUAUUAUAUGAUUAUAAUUUAUUCGCAUCCAA
Erythranthe guttata (spotted monkey flower) is the source of this 2059-nucleotide messenger RNA. Its product is annotated as protein TRANSPORT INHIBITOR RESPONSE 1. Gene Ontology annotation, molecular function: protein binding. NCBI's taxonomy places the organism in Eukaryota, Viridiplantae, Streptophyta, Magnoliopsida, Lamiales, Phrymaceae. The record is from RefSeq and is a predicted model, not a curated record.